AUGGACCCCAUCUCGAUCCUAGGAUCACUCUACUCUAUCUCCACAAUCAUCCUCAACUUCAUUGCCUCUCAUGCCGAACUCUCGGAGUCCGUCACCACUCUCCGACCCACCAUCCAGCGAAUCAGCACUAUUGUCCUGCAGCUCCAGAACCAAGGGGUCCAUCAUAAAUGGGAAGGAAGUGUAGUGGAGGCGUUCCGAGGGUUGGCAGAGGCACUCGCCAAGACGAGAGAGCAUCUAGUGCAGCUUGAGGGUGGGUUGGAAGCUGGAAAACGAAAGGGGGCGGCAGCUCUUGGUCAGGGAGGAGGGAAAGUCAUGAUCAAGAAGGUCGUCAAUUUUCUCCGACCUGCCGACGUGGUCAAGACACUGCAGAAAGACGAGCGACAAUUGACGAAUCAGCUCGUUCUCGUGCUGUUUGCGAUAACGGCCCAGAGUUUCUUUGACAAGAAGGACACAUCGGGGAGAGGCGAGGCUGGGGUGAGAGCGAUGGAGGAAGACGUUGUACUCUCUGGCGUGGGGAACCAGGAGAUAAGGGAAUUCUGGAGGAAUUACGUGGGCGCCAAGGUUGUCUGCGUCCCCGCAUCCGCAUUCAUCGUCUCUCUAAAGACAUGGUACGCCUCUGGCCUGCCGGAGAGCACCUGUCAGCACCUUCUGCUCAGAUUGGACGAGUACGCGGUCGGGGGAAUCACUCCCAGCAGUUUGGAGGGGCUAGCGGGAGAUCAGAGCUUGAGGGAAGUCAUCGACGGAUUCAAGCGUCUGAACGAGGAGAAGAUGUCGCUAGACAUUAAGAAACCGCUCCCAGCACCCAGCGACAGGAGCCCUCGACGGGCGAUCGGCAGUCCGUUACCGCCUUACUCAGAAUACCCCGAUAUGCCUCUCAUCGUAUGGGUCGACGACAACCCGCAAAACAACACACUUGAAGUGCGUUUCGCACGAUCGCUCGGCAUCACCGUUGUGGAGCUCACUUCUACUGCGCUGGCGAAGGCGUGGUUCGAGGCCAAUGAAGAGUACAUCAGAAUGAACGACACCCCAGCGCGAAUCCGCGUCAUCUCCGACAACGCACGCUACGAGUCCUCCGUCCCCCUCCCGGUGCCCGCGGGCUGGGCAGAGCAACGCAACAGCACGGGCAACUUGCAGUAUCUCAACCUCUCUGCUGGGGAGCAGAUCCUGCGGUACCUCCGCGGCAGGCAGUAUAGGAUGCCUGUACUUGUAUAUUGCGGCUACAGCAUCCCUUCGACAGACUACGUGCUCCGUUACGAGGCCGCAGGAAGCACUAACGCCAGUACGGUCGUGAAGAACUACUGUCGAGAAUUGGCAUGUGGAAAUACGGAAGAUGGGAAAUGGAAGAAAUUCCGUGCUGAGUAGGUGACGUUUCAUCUCGCGUUGGUACUGCAGCUUGUGUCUAUCGCAUGUUUGGAUAACGGCUGUCCGGGUGUAUUGUGGUGUAGUUGUAGUUAUCACUUCUCACCUUGCAGCUCUUGACAACGUGCGUACAUGACGAAAUAAUCAUUCGC
Dacryopinax primogenitus is the source of this 1511-nucleotide messenger RNA. RefSeq lists its product as uncharacterized. NCBI's taxonomy places the organism in Eukaryota, Fungi, Basidiomycota, Dacrymycetes, Dacrymycetales, Dacrymycetaceae. The transcript has 4 exons. Bases 1 to 1362 code for a protein of 453 amino acids. The record is from RefSeq and is a predicted model, not a curated record.